Messenger RNA from Erinaceus europaeus (western European hedgehog), 2118 nucleotides. RefSeq names its product testis-expressed protein 13D-like. The transcript has 2 exons. The record is from RefSeq and is a predicted model, not a curated record. The coding region runs from base 129 to 1601 and encodes 490 amino acids. Lineage: Eukaryota; Metazoa; Chordata; Mammalia; Eulipotyphla; Erinaceidae.
UGUGCAAGAUCAAAGCGAGACUGAGCAGGGAGGCGCUGGUCAAUUGCUGGGCUGCCUCAACCUUCCCCGGGGGGCAGCUGGGACCUUUGUUUCUGGGGAGAGGCGGCGCCUGACUAGGCCCAGCAGCCAUGGCUGUGGACUUUGGGGACCACAGCAGUGGCUUCCGCCACAACGAGGUGAUCAAGUUUAUCAAUAACGAGGUCCUCCUGAACGGCGGCGGCCCAGAUUUCUAUGUGGCCUUCCGCUCACGGCCCUGGAGUGAGGUGGAGGACCGACUGCUGAAGGUGGUGGCCGACCCGCAGGUGCCGCUCACCCUCAAGCGGGCCUGCACCUGGAGCGCGUUGGCCCUCAGCGUCCGCGUGGGCGCCCGGCAGCGCGAGCAGCAGGCCCGCCGGGCCCGCCGGCUGCAGGAGCUCGUGGAGGAGCGCGAGGCGGCCUCCCGCUCGCUGGCCGCCGAGCUGCAGCGUCUGCGCGAGGAGCGCCAGACUGUCCUGAUGCAGUUACGCAACGUACGGGCCACCCUGAAGCACACUGUGGAUGAGCGGGAAGUGCUCCGAGGACGGCUGCUCCAGGCUCAGAGGUCUAUCCAGGCCAUGCCUCCGAGGCUGCCGCAGGCAGUCAUGCCCAACCAGGGAGCAGACCGCCAGGGGGUCGUGGUUUGGCCUGUGGAUGUGGGGGAGCAGGGCAAGAUGGCGCCAGUGGGGGCUCAGGGAAUGCUGCAGCCUGAAGCCCAGAUGGCGGCCCCUGGAGCUAUGUUUUACAUGACUAGACCUCAGAACCCCUGGUUCCCAGCCAUGCCACCGCCCAUGCCAAUGCGAAUGCCGAUGCCCAUGCCGAUGCCCAUGCCGAUGCAGAUGCCCAUGCCGAUGCCGAUGCCGAUGGCAGUGCCACAGUCAAUCCCACACCAGUUGGCCCCAUACCCGAUGAGGCUUCCAUAUGCCACCCCGCUACCGCAGAUCAUCAGGGAAUCACAAGCAACAGCAGUGGUCACUCCCCAUAUGCCACUUCAAGGAGUUUCAGUGGGAGCUCAGGAGGAGGAAGAGGAGGGGGAGGGGGAGGAGGAAGGCCAAGAGGAAGAGUGUGAGAACCCCCAGGACACGUCUCUCCUGGAGGACGAGAGAAACCAGAGUAAAGAAGAAAGUCUUAUGAGUCCCCAGGGAGCAACCUCUCUAGAGACCUUGGAGAACGACUGCCAGGAAGAUCAGAAGACAUCCCAGGAGACAAUUCUGGAAGACAGCAGUUUCCAGAGCCAGAAGGAAAGUCCAGUGGCGCUCCAGGAGAUUCAGUCCGUGGAGAACACCAGGAAUUACAGCCAUCAAGAAGGGCCAGAGGGGCCCCCUGAGACGCCCUUUCAGGAAGACAUCGGUUGCCAUGGGGUGAGAAAAAGUCCCAAUAAACAACAGGCUCAAGGGCAGAUGGCUGAACAAGCAGAAGAGGAAAAUGGCUCAGAAUUCCAGCAGGAGGAGAUGUCUGUCUCAGGCUACACUCUGAUGAAUUGGGUCUGCCAGUCGUGUGAAGCGAUUAAUUUUUCCUGGCGCACAUCCUGCUAUACAUGCAAGAAAGUUGGCAAGGCACUUGAGAGUGGAUACCUGGACCCUUGACAGGUCCACUUAUUUCUAGAAGGUGGUGGAUCCUGGAUGGCCAGUGCUGAUUGGUUGACACCACGACGUUGAAGUUCUUGUGAAGAAUUUUUUUUCGUUCUUUCAUCCUUUAUAUUUUUCCUAUUAGCCUCAUUUUCUUGAAAAAGCUUUUUUUUUUUUUUUUUUUGGUUGUUUGUUCUUGGCUGGGACCAGCCAUGUAUUUUUAGCUAUAAGCUAUGUUUAAUUUUAAAAGUGCUUUUUUUUUUUAAAAUGCCUCUGUUCUCUUGUAAACAAACUACUGUAUUGCUUGCCUUGCUUCCUGGUUUUGUAUUUUUUUAAUUUUAUAGGUUUUUGUGCUUCUGAGUGAGUACUGCUUGUUUGUUGGCAAAGAAGCUGAAUCCAUUCCAUUUGAAGAUCUUCCAAGAGAGUAAAGAAAUUACAAAUCACACCUCGAUUCUCAUUGGCCUGCACCCCAGCAAGACCCUGUGGAGUCAUGAAAAGUAAGGGGAAGCCACAGAAGAAGUGAUGCUUUGGCAUU